GAGCCAAUUAAAUUAUAGAAGACCAUUUUAAGAUUAAUAAUAAUAGGAAAUAUUUCAUUUGUAAAUUUAUUAAAAUGAAUACAUUUGCUAAAAAAUUAUGUAUAAAUGUAUCUUCAUAUUUCAAAUUAUUUAUGGGGAUUUACAUAUCUUUCAACCUUUUUUGGUUGGUAUAAUAUGUGUGCUAAAUGAAAUCUAGUGUUAAAAAAAGGAAAAGUACCAGUGUUUGGUGCAUUGCAAACAUGUUUUUGUAUUAAAUUUGAUAAAAACUUGCAUGAAAAUAUGCAAGACCAUUGUGAAAAUGAGGGAGAAGAUAGCAGUGCCCCUCAUUCUGAAAUAAUAUGCGCGGGGUGUCUCAAUGCAAUUGAUGAUGAAGAGUUUGUAUCUGCGCUUGGACAAGAAUGGCAUAUGGAAUGCUUCAGAUGUUCCGCAUGUGAUGCUUCUUUAUCCAACUGGUAUUUCGAAAAAGACGGUCUUCUUUUUUGUAAAGACGAUUAUUGGGCACGUUAUGGAGAAUCUUGUCAACAAUGUAGCCAGAUAAUAACAGGACCUGUAAUGGUAGCCGGAGAACAUAAAUUUCACCCUGAAUGUUUUUGUUGUGGAUCUUGUAGCGCAUUUAUAGGAGAUGGUGAUUCUUACGCCCUUGUGGAACGUUCCAAACUAUACUGUGGACAAUGCUAUAAAAGGCAAAUGCAACCUUUGCAGAAAACUGCGGGGUUUCCUUUUGCUCGUAAACCACAUUCUAUACGUUUGGUGGAGAUACCGGGGGGACAAAAAGGCAUUAAAUUGUCUAAAAAUGCUCUACAGCCUGGUUGUAAUACACAAUGUUUCACUAUAUCAGAGUUUUUAUGGAAAAUACAAGGGAAAUUACUACGAGUGGCUUUUGCGUUUUUAACAUCUGCUUUUAACAUUUGCUGCUAUUUUUUACCCCCUUAUAGGUUAGAUGUGAAUAACGAUCUUAUGUCGUUGCAUAUUGGCGACAAAAUUUUAGAAAUAAAUGGUAUGCCCGUCAAAGAUACCUCUUUGGAAAACGUAGAAAAUCUAUUAAGGUAUUCCGAUACGGUGUUACAGUUGACUAUUGAACACGAUCCGCAAACGAUAUCUCAUAAUCUUGCCAAAUUUACAGCUUUAAGACAUUCGAAUGUACCUUUAACUACCACUGCUAGCGAUACCAACAUUCCAAAUAUAAAAACAUUACAAGAUAAUAUUAAAUGUUGCGGCUCUUCAGAUUCUCUCACAGGAUAUCCUAGAGAUGUUUUUAAACCUCCUGAUAGUCCGGAAAAACCUAAUAUCACUGCGAUAAACAAAGAAAGAUUAUUCAAGAGAAAAGACGAGGGUUAUAUGAGCGGAACUAGAUCGAGACAAUUGAGAAGAAAGAAUAAUCUGUCUGAUAAUCAAUGUUUGGAUAAAGAGAGAAGUUCUUCUAUGAGCAGACUAUUAGAUGAGUCGCCGAAUUCAAAGAGAUGCUUGGAAUUAUCGCGAGCUUAUUCGUUUCUGGAACCUAGACCACAACAGAGGGUUUUCAGGGCUUCCGAUUUAGUAAAAGGAGAGUUAUUGGGACAAGGAUUCUUCGGGCAAGUUUACAAAGUAACUACUAGAGAUACGGAAGAAGUUAUGGUAUUGAAAGAACUGUAUAGAGUAGACGAAGAAGCUCAGAAGAAUUUUUUAAAAGAGGUUGCAGUUUUACGAAGUUUAAAUCAUAAUAACGUUCUACGGUUCAUUGGAGUUUUGUAUAAGGAAAGGCGACUCCAUUUAGUGACGGAAUAUAUUUCCGGUGGUACUUUAACUGAUUUAUUACACGAUUCCUGUCAACCCCUACCAUGGGAACAAAGGGUGUCCUUUGCUAAAGAUAUAGCUGCCGGAAUGGCGUAUCUACAUUCGAUGAAUAUUAUCCAUAGAGAUCUCAAUUCUCAUAAUUGUCUCGUUAGAGACGAUAAAACUGUGAUAGUAGCCGAUUUCGGUCUUGCCAGAAUCAUUUCUCACGCUACUAACAGUACAAGAAAAGUAUCGCCCAAAAACCAAACUAAUACCAAACGUCAAGAAAGAAAAAAACGAUACACUGUAGUCGGUAAUCCUUAUUGGAUGGCUCCGGAAAUGAUGAAAGGAAAUAAAUACGAUGAAAAAGUUGAUAUUUUCAGUUUCGGUAUAAUAUUGUGUGAGAUAAUAGGUAGAAUCCAAGCAGAUCCGGAUUUUAUGCCGAGAUCCAACGAUUUCGGAUUGAACCAAAUGGCUUUCAAAGAAAAAUUUUGCUGUUCUUGUCCAGAACCCUUCUAUAAAAUCGCUUUUCUUUGUACAGAUCUCAAUCCCGAUAAACGCCCUCCGUUCGAAGUGAUGGAAGUGUGGUUGGAAUCGCUUUCAAUGCAUCUCAGCGUCGGUAUGCCUCUACCUCCAGAUCUCCUUUUCGACAUCCAACAUUUCCGCGGACUGAGUCCCAGUUCUUCGGGGAGUACCACUCCCGAUGGGAUACCUUCAGGGCAUCGCAGUCCGGCUUUGGAACCGAUCCGCGAAGGCAAAAUGGCCGAUAUGAAGAGGAGCUCCGAGAAGAUAUUCUCGGAUUGUAAUAAGAGUAGAAGUUCCGAUAGGAUUUACGACAGUAGCAGGAAUCGGAGCAACGAAAAAAUUUAUUCCGACGAUGGAAACGGGAAAAGUAAAAGCAACGAGAAUGUCAGAUCAAUUAUGAAAGUCUCGUCUGCGGAAAAUGUUGAUAAACCUGUUAUUACGAUUUGUGAUUUCGGAGAUGGAAAUGGUAAACAAGGAGAAACUGCAUACGUCUCCAAAUCUCCAAACAGUCUCAUGAUUUCCGAUGUAGAAAAAAGUUUCCCCAACUACGAAAAUAUAGAUUUCCUGAAAAACGAUAUGGUAUAUAUAGGAGAUCAAGAAAAACCUAUCGCCAUCGAAAAAUUAGAAUGCGACCCCCCUAGAACCGAAUCGGCUACUACCCCUCACACCGACAACAACCUCAGAGAAAAUAUUUCUCCCCAUUUAAGAAAGAUUCCGAAAAAUUUCACGAGGAACCGUUUAGUGAAGGAGAUGAAGGAAAACCAAGCGCGGGAAGAGAAAAUUAAGUUAAAAAGCUUCGAUGCAGAUCAUGUUGCUAAAGUAUCCAAUUUAAAUUUGAACAGUAUCGGCGUGAGUACCUCACAACCGUCACAAGUGACGGAAAAAUUCGUGAGCAAUUUGAAAAAUGUUAAUCUAAAUAAGAAUCCAAAAUACCAUCGAUCGAUGAGCGAAACCAACGAAAAUCCCGAAAGAAAAUCCAUUUUAACUAGGAGAAGAUACACCAAGGAUUCAGAUAACGUGAGAUUUUUAAAACGAACUCCUAUUUUGAAGAGAAGAUCGCCUACGAAAACCGAAAAUCCGGAAGAAAUUUUAGAAAAACAAUCUCCUGAUUCGGAUUCUAAGGAAAAGUUGAUGGAAAAACCUUCUCUGCUGUCUAAAUUAACUCCUAAUCUACAGAGGCGAACGGGUUUUUUGAAUAUCGAAGAUACGUCGGGUAACGUUAACAAAAAACCGUUUUUAGUAGCGGCCGCCUCCGGAAGUAUCGUAAGGAACAUGGUGGAUAGUUUGAAUAAAAAAAAUCCGUUGAGUUUCGGAAACAGGAGCAGCUUCGGUAGAUGUUCUUUGAAUUUGACAGGUUCCAAUAAAGUUAAUCUUAAAAAAGUCGGUAGAAGUCCCAGUCCGGACGAAUACACAGUUUUGUGAUGAAAAUAAGUCGAAAAUAUCCAUUUCAUAAGUCAAUUCACCACGAUUGUAUCAAUAAUACGAGGUAUUUUAAUUAACACUAUAGAAAUAGGAUGAUACACGCAGUUAGAAUAACUAUAAUUCGUUACAUAACCUCCAAAUAGCUAAAAUCUGAAAUAUUCCAAAUGAAAAAUUAUUUAGUUUGUCCGCGUAAAUUUAUUUAUAUUUAUUGAUCUAAUUUACAUAUACUCACAGUGUCUUUAUUGGUUCUUUUCAGCAGUUGCUUCUACUCAUCUAUUCUCCUAAUUUCCAUUAUAUCCCACUGGAUACGUUCCGGGCUAUUUAUUUAACCCUUAAGUACUACCGUUUAUAAAUAGUGACAUAUCUAAUACUACUGGGUCAAAUAGACCCAAUUUUGAUUUUUUGUUUAAAAAAGGUGGAAAUUUUUUCAAAAAGUUUUAUUGAAAAAAAUGCUAUUAUAAUAUAUGAAAAAACUUAUUUUUUAAUGACAUUAGUUAAAUACAAUUAGAACACAAAUUUCUAGUGCAUUGCUUGCAUAUUGGUAAAUGACAUGUUUCACAAGUAGUAUUGGUUUUUCUGUCAUUUUUAGACGGACAGAUUGCACAUCUCUUUUUUUAGAAGCUAAUCCUCUUUGUUGAGGUUCUGGACGUGUAAGAUUUGCAUUACCCAGUAAGCUCUCCAUUAUAACUUUUAAACUGCGAGGCAGUGUUUUACUUAACCUAUUUUGGAUGUGUGGCACGCAUAAAUCGCGGCCUAAUUUUUUGAUGAACUCGGAUCUUGACAUACUUUUCUGAGCGAACUGAAAAACAACUCUACUAUUGACUCCUAUGUUCAGAAUGGCAUGAAAAAUAGUCAUCGGCCAACGUCUUGUUCUACGGGAAGUGGAAGAAUUCGCACAUUUCUGAUCUAAAGAGUCUACUCCUCCUUUAGUUCUGUUGUAGAAUAAGAAUACUUCUGGUUUUUCAAUUUCAAUCAUCGUACUGUCAAUAAAAUAUCUCCAUCUCUCUAGAGAAGUAAAUGGUGGAUUCUGACGAACAUUUCCUUUCAAGGAAGGUAAAACUUGAAGUAAGUUUGGUGCUAAGGUUUUUCCUCUUUUUGGAGCUUCUUUUGACCAUUUCGUUUUAUCUUUCUUUCCAUACCAAUAAUUUCUCUGUUGAUCAGUUCUUUCUCCUUCUAUUUCAAGUAAUUCAACACAGUCGUCUUUCUGAUUCUAUACAAGUUCGUUAUCACUAGGCACCCAGUCAUCCUCACUAUCUGUAUUGUGUUCACUUAACAGUUCCACAUCUUCUUCUUCCUUGUUACUUUCGUCACCAUAUCCUAAAAGUUCUGUACAUGCCUGCAAUCUAUCUGUUGUCAGUGACUCUUCGCUGGAUUGAUAUUCAACCUGUGACUCAGCGUGGUUUUCUGAUUCCAUGUCUUCCCAGAAAUCAUCACUUUCCACUAUUUAUAACAGUUCUUGAUCAGAAAGUGGAACGUUUCUUUUGUGACUCAUUUUCUUGAAGUAAAAAAACUUGAUUAUACGAAAAUAACCGCGAAACAACCACAAAAAGAAUAUAAUAAUAGACUACACUUUUCAAAAUAAAAUAACGUUUUUGCUACCGUCGGGUCAAUCUGACCCAAUGCCGGCGAUCUAUUGUACUUCAGGUAGCUUAUUUUAUACUGCAACACUCAAACACGCGUCCUCAUAGACAGUCAGGAGAAUACUAAAGAGCGCAUGAAUCAGUUACGAUGAGAAAUACUUAGUUGCCAUGUUUUGAUAACUACACAGGGUAGUACUUAAGGGUUAAGAAAAACUAUAUAACUUGAAAUAUUUCGAAGAAAAAAUCUUUUCGAUUGCUCCCUGUACAUUUUAUUACAUUGUUAGUUUGAUCAAAUUUUGGUAAAAUUUAUAUAUAAACAUGAAAACUAUAUUGUUUCGAUUUAAUGACAAAAAUUCUGUAAUAAGACGUACUUCUACCAAACUCAUUGAUCUCUUUGAAGACACCCUGUAUUAUAAUAAACCUGUUUCUUAUAUUCUUUAAUACGAACCAUAAUCCUCAAUUGUGUUAUCCUAUUUACUGCGCCAGUUUUUGUUACUGUUUAACAGUUUUCCCGUAUAUAACGUAUAUGAAUUUCGACCGAAUUUCCUCAUCUUUUUGACACAACCUACACAAAAAUCCUGUUUUCUUCAUUCUUUGAUAACAAGCAGAAUCUUCCUUUGCAUUGCUAUGAUAUGAAAAUGAUGAUUACAAUGGUUCUUUUGUUUUCAAAUAUAACGAGAUCUUCGUUUGUUUUACAUAAAUUUGUGUUUUUACAACGAGUUUAUCGUAUUAACUGCGCCAAUAAACUCAUAUUGGGAACAUUCUGUAUUAUGAUAAGUAAUCCUCCUUUUGUCUUAAAUAUUUACCAGACUGUUCAUUUGUGCUCUAUAAUCCUCCGCUGUCUUUUUUCUAAGGAUUUUAUCCUAUUGAUUGCGCCAAUUUUGAAUUUUUGCGAUAACCUGAUAAUUUUUGUAGUUUCGGAGACAUUCUGUAAUAUAAAGAUGGUAUGUCUUACAUAAAUGUAUGUUUUUAUUAAGAGUUUAUCCUAUUAACUGCGCCAAUUUUAGAUUUUUGCGAAAACUGAAGAUAAUUUUCGUAUAUUUUUCUUGGUAGAUUGAAUUUUCUGGCAUUAUCGAUUGAAUCUUCUUAUCCUUUUAAAAGAAGCUACCGAAAAACAUAUUCCUGUAUUGUUACAGUUCAAUGACGUAAAAACUCUGCAAUCAGAUGAAAUUCAUAGCUCGUAUUGGGAACAUUCUGUAUUAUAAUAAAUAAUCGUGUUCCUUUGCAUUUAAAAUCUUCAUUUGUGUUUUAUAAUCCUGCAUUGUACUUUUUAAGGAAUUCAUCCUAUUAACUGCGCCAAUUUCGAAUUUUUUACAAAAAUAGAAGAUGAUUUCCUUAUAGUUUUGGAGUAUUAUAAUGAUGGUUUUGAUAUUAUAAUGGUUCUUUGCGAAAACCUGAUAAUUUUUUUUAUACUUUUGGAGACACUUCGUAUUAUAAUGAUGGUUAUGAUGAUUGUAAUGGUUCUUUAGUUUUUAAAUAAAAACAAGACUCUUUUAUGUAUGUUUUUAUAAGGAGUUUAUCCUAUUGACUGCGCUAAUUUCGUGUUUUUACAAAAAGCAGUGGAUACCAUUAUCUAUCUAAAAAUAUUGUUUCUGGAGUCUUUUUAAUCAUUUAAUAUAUAUAUUAACAGUGAUAUAACAAAAUCAUUUUAUUUAUAUUGUUUUUCUAAAAUUUUAUUUGGUUGGUUUUUUAAUUAUUUAUUUACAAAGUUUUAAAAACAGUACAGCGUGUUUAUAAAAAUAAAUUACAUUGCGCUGUAUAAAUUAGCUCUCUUCUCAUUGUUCUUAUUAACUCUAAUCAUGCUGUGAUAAAAUUAGUAUUUAUGUAAAUAUAUAAUCGAAUAAAAUCAUUCCAAGUUUAAAUUUUUUGUUUUAUAAAACGUGCCUAGCAUUUUAAUAUUCUUUAUUGUGAUAUUUAAAUGGCCCCCUACAACUAACUUACCCCCCAUCGUAAAUUUAUUUUCUUAAUUUACACAAAAAAUAUUUGAAAUUGUGGUUUUAUUAAAUUUACAGGUCCGUCAUCGCCAACCAACUGUUUAAAUAUUUAAUUAUUUAUUUAAAUAUUUUCAACUGUCGGUAUGAAAUUUUUCACAAUUCUUAUUAGAAAAAAAAAUUUGAUUGUUGGUGUACUGGUAUGAAUAUCAACAAGUUCUUUUAAUUUUUUUGUAUCGCAUUAAUAUAAAGUUGUAGGUGGCCAUUUCGUGUAGUAUAUUGGGUCCCACAUUUUUUUUAUAUUAAUUACAAAAUAGUUUUACUAGUUUUUAAGUACUGAUAUAUAUUAAUAUUGUAUAUUCAUUUUUUUAAAUAUUGCUAUUAUCUUUUUUAAAUAUUUUUAUCAAGAAAUCUGUAAAUAAAUAAAUUUUUCGCAGUAA
Messenger RNA from Diorhabda sublineata, 7650 nucleotides. It is a transcript of the gene LIMK1, whose product is annotated as LIM domain kinase 1. The transcript has 14 exons. Gene Ontology annotation, cellular component: cytoplasm; nucleus. Gene Ontology annotation, molecular function: protein binding; ATP binding; protein serine/threonine kinase activity. The record is from RefSeq and is a predicted model, not a curated record. Bases 280 to 3699 code for a protein of 1139 amino acids. NCBI's taxonomy places the organism in Eukaryota, Metazoa, Arthropoda, Insecta, Coleoptera, Chrysomelidae. Gene Ontology annotation, biological process: actin cytoskeleton organization; protein phosphorylation.